AUGUCCAAAUACUACGUCUACCAACGCGCCCCGACCGCUCAAUACCCCUUCCUUCACUAUCACUACGUUCGCACCACCAUGCCGAAGGUCCACCUUCCGAAUAUCCAUCACGAGCGCCCGCUCUAUAUCUACGACGAUGUGACUAAGGCGUAUACGCCUAUCACUGGUUUCGUCGUUGAGGGAUUCUCACAGAUGUAUUAACCAGCUCGCCUAUCCGGUGCCAUAAAACAGUAGAAUGAAAAAAACGUUUACUUUUUAGGCAGAUCAUAAGCAGUGGAGGUGUUUUUCUUUCUAUUGAUGUGGGGGGGGCAUGGUAUUUCAGGUUUUCAACAAAAAAAAAAAAAAAAAACGGUAUGAGAAAAUAAAAACAAAAACAAAGAGAGAGAGAGAUAUGCAAAAGUGUCAAAAUGGAGGGUAUUCUCUGUCAACUUGAUAUCUUCUAGAUGGAAGCGAUGGGAAGGAAGGGAUGGAAAAUGCGUUGACCGGUAGUGCUCGGAUUACUCGGUUGUCAAUUUUUUUGUUUUGCUUCAUUUGCCUUCCCAGUUCUGUUAAUGCGCUUUUCAUGUAUAGGUUUACCUUUGCUUUGAAAUAGGGAAAAAAUUUCAAAGU
Molecule: messenger RNA, 609 nt
Organism: Tuber melanosporum (Perigord truffle)
Lineage: Eukaryota; Fungi; Ascomycota; Pezizomycetes; Pezizales; Tuberaceae
Exons: 2
Coding region: 1-201 (66 amino acids)
Source: RefSeq, a predicted model, not a curated record